This is a messenger RNA of Leucoraja erinaceus (little skate), 10435 nucleotides long. RefSeq names its product interferon-induced very large GTPase 1-like. The coding region runs from base 709 to 8205 and encodes 2498 amino acids. The transcript has 2 exons. Gene Ontology annotation, molecular function: GTP binding. NCBI's taxonomy places the organism in Eukaryota, Metazoa, Chordata, Chondrichthyes, Rajiformes, Rajidae. The record is from RefSeq and is a predicted model, not a curated record.
GCCCACCCUUACCCUGAGAUUGUGCCCCUGGCCCUGGAUACCACAGCCAGGAGAAACCUCCUCCCUGUGUCCAGUCUAUCAAGCCUGGUAGAAUUUCACAAGUUUCUGCAAGAUCGCUCAGUCUUUUGAUCAACAAGAAUAGAGGGCAGCUUUACUCUAUUUCUCCUCAUGUGACAAACCCGUGUAAACCUGAAACUUGGACUCUGUUUCUCUCUCCAUAGACGCUGCCUGAUCCCACGAGCACUUCCCUGAAACAAGUUUGGAGAAUCUUCAAUGGACUCUAUAGAAAGUGCACCUUUAUUAGGUACCCACGGUGAUCACACACUGACUGUACUUGAAACACACGGUGCCAGGACAACAAGAGGAUCGUCAGAGCCAAAGAAGUGACCAGCCCUGUGAUCCCAGGAUAGACUUCCAGCACCCCAACACAUCACAACUUGGUCAUCUGGGCUCUGUGAAAUAUCCCGGGACAGGAGACCGGACAACUCAAUAAAUCCUGGGCCAGUAUCCAGGCACCGUGCUAUAUUGUGGAAUAGGAGCCCAGGCCUCAAGGUAGAUACUGGGACAGAAACGUACAACUGGUGAAGAUUCACCAAACUGCAAUAUAUAAGACAGGAGCCCUGACAUCCUGGGAAUUCCAGGAUAAGAACCACUACUCUGGGAAAGAGCAUACAGAUCCCAGGAAAUACAUUCACCCAGUCAGUGGGAAUGGCGAGUGUUUCAUCAACUGUAAAUAGCUGGUCUGAAAACCUGAACACUCCACAACUUGUGAGGGAUUUGGGUUUACAGGAUUAUUAUCCUCACAAACUGUCACUGACAUCCAUGCGGGAGGUAUCCUGGGGUAAACUGGACGACAGCAAACCAACUCGACCAGAAGAUCUUCCUUGGCGAUUUCUCCAAAUGAUCCUCUCAGCUAAUUCACUUGUGAGGAAUCCUGAAUGGCCCCCUGCUCAGUACACAGACGGUUACAACAGUAAAAAUCAAGACUUCAGUGAUUUCUUUGAAGUGAAAAAGCCAGGAGAUUCUGGGAUUAACCCUCUGGAUAUCAUUGCUGCCAUUUUCCUCUGUGCCGACCACUCUCUCCAGCAGGAACUGAUGCUGAAGAUGUCUCUGUGCCAACUUGCAUUACCAUUUCUGCUGCCGGAAGGGCACAGUUACCCCAGGGACAAGGUGAGGGGACCCAUGGAAGGGUCUGGUGCCACCCUUCUCCUCUGGGCCAUGAGGCCCAUUGUUAAAAUGUGGUGCCCACAAUCUCCCACAGGGAGCAGCCGCGUUGUGGAGAUGGCCAUCGUGACAGCAACCAUGCCAACUGUCUCCUUCCUCAGACUCGGAAGGUGCACGAUGUCCAAAUCCAAACUCCUCAAUCUCACCUUGAGCAAGACCCAGCUGCAGCAGAACAUCUUCCUGCACUCCGGGAUGAAAUGUGGGAAUGUGCCCCGUGGGAUAUCGGAUGGGAUGGCUGAGAUCAGCUGGUAUCUACCUUCUGGGAAGAGCAACACGGACAUUUUCCCGGAGGCUGCUGCAUUCAUCAACCUCCGAGGUGAUGCCGAAACUUACCAGGGACACACUCGGUUUCUGGCAAAAGUCUCUGCUGCUCUCUUUAUUUUCAUUGACGUUAUCGGUGAGAAGGAAAGAGAAUUCCUCACCUCUCUCGCACAGUCACCGGCAAAACUCUUUCUGAUAGUGAACACUCACAUCAGUGAGCACCACAUCACCCCUGAGCAGGUAAAGAAACUGUUCAAAGAUCUGAAGUUACAACCUCAACAAUGCAUUGUUCGGACAAAUGUAAAAGAGGCCAAACUUGUGAAAAAACUUCGAUCUCAGAUAAAACAAGUGAUUCUAAUGAGUGACAGGGACCAGAGCUUCCUGAGUCUGGAACAAAUGGGUGACAUUGCGAGAGAACGUGGGAUUCAGGUCGAUGAACAUCAGCCUGAAAUACAACGGGACAAGGACCUGACGUCCAAACCACAGAGAGAGGCCGACCCUGGACACGGCAGGGAAUCAGAGCAUCCAUCUCACCGGCAUUCAACAGGUCUCCGAGAGGAAAUGAUUGAUGAUCCACCAGUUGGAAAUAACCAAUCUGAAAAUCGGAGCCCCCUACAACUUGUGAGGGAUUUGGGUUUACAGGAUCAUUAUCCUCACAAACUGUCACUGACGUCCAUGCGGGAGGUAUCCUGGGGUAAACUGUACGACAGCAAACCAACUCGACCCGAAGAUCUUCCUUGGCGAUUUCUCCAAAUGAUCCUCUCAACUAAUUCACUGGCGAGGAAUCCUGAAUGGCCCCCUGCUCAGUCUUCAAAAGACAACAAAGAUGACAAAGAGGAAUUUGGCCAUUUCUUUCAAGCACGAAGGCCAGGAAAUUCUCGUAUUAACCCUCUGGAUAUCAUUUUUGCCAUUUUCCUCUGUGCCGACUACUCUCUCCAGCAGGAACUGAUGCUGAAGAUGUCUCUGUGCCAACUUGCAUUACCCUUUCUACUGCCGGAAGGGCACAGUUACCCCAGGGACAAGGUGAGGGGACCCAUGGAAGGACCUGGUGCCACCCUUCUCCUCUGGGCCAUGAGGCCCAUUGUUAAAAUGUGGUGCCCACAAUCUCCCACAGGGAGCAGCCGCGUUGUGGAGAUGGCCAUCGUGACAGCAACCAUGCCAACUGUCUCCUUCCUCAGACUCGGAAGGUGCACGAUGUCCAAAUCCAAACUCCUCAAUCUCACCUUGAGCAAGACCCAGCUGCAGCAGAACAUCUUCCUGCACUCCGGGAUGAAAUGUGGGAAUGUGCCCCGUGGGAUAUCGGAUGGGAUGGCUGAGAUCAGCUGGUAUCUACCUUCUGGGAAGAGCAACACGGACAUUUUCCCGGAGGCUGCUGCAUUCAUCAACCUCCGAGGUGAUGCCGAAACUUACCAGGGACACACUCGGUUUCUGGCAAAAGUCUCUGCUGCUCUCUUUAUUUUCAUUGACGUUAUCGGUGAGAAGGAAAGAGAAUUCCUCACCUUUCUCGCACAGUCACCGGCAAAACUCUUUCUGAUAGUGAACACUAACACCAGUGAGCAACACAUCACCCCUGAGCAGGUAAAGAAACUGUUCAAAGAUCUGAAGUUACAACCUCAACAAUGCAUUGUUCGGACAAAUGUAAAAGAGGCCAAACUUGUGAAAAAACUUCGAUCUCAGAUAAAACAAGUGAUUCUAAUGAGUGACAGGGACCAGAGCUUCCUGAGUCUGGAACAAAUGGGUGACAUUGCGAGAGAACGUGGGAUUCAGGUCGAUGAACAUCAGCCUGAAAUACAACGGGACAAGGACCUGACGUCCAAACCACAGAGAGAGGCCGACCCUGGACACGGCAGGGAAUCAGAGCAUCCAUCUCACCGGCAUUCAACAGGUCUCCGAGAGGAAAUGAUUGAUGAUCCACCAGUUGGAAAUAACCAAUCUGAAAAUCGGAGCCCCCUACAACUUGUGAGGGAUUUGGGUUUACAGGAUCAUUAUCCUCACAAACUGUCACUGACGUCCAUGCGGGAGGUAUCCUGGGGUAAACUGUACGACAGCAAACCAACUCGACCCGAAGAUCUUCCUUGGCGAUUUCUCCAAAUGAUCCUCUCAACUAAUUCACUGGCGAGGAAUCCUGAAUGGCCCCCUGCUCAGUCUUCAAAAGACAACAAAGAUGACAAAGAGGAAUUUGGCCAUUUCUUUCAAGCACGAAGGCCAGGAAAUUCUCGUAUUAACCCUCUGGAUAUCAUUUUUGCCAUUUUCCUCUGUGCCGACUACUCUCUCCAGCAGGAACUGAUGCUGAAGAUGUCUCUGUGCCAACUUGCAUUACCCUUUCUACUGCCGGAAGGGCACAGUUACCCCAGGGACAAGGUGAGGGGACCCAUGGAAGGACCUGGUGCCACCCUUCUCCUCUGGGCCAUGAGGCCCAUUGUUAAAAUGUGGUGCCCACAAUCUCCCACAGGGAACAGCCCUGUUGUGGAGAUGCCCAUCGUGACAGCACCCAUGAAAACUGUCUCCUUCCUCAGACUCGGAAGAUGCACGAUGUCCAAAUCCAAACUCCUCAAUCUCACCUUGAGCCAGACCCAGCUGCAGCAGAACAUCUUCCUGCACUCCGGGAUGAAAUGUGGGAAUGUGCCCCGUGGGAUAUCGGAUGGGAUGGCUGAGAUCAGCUGGUAUCUACCUUCUGGGAAGAGCAACACGGACAUUUUCCCGGAGGCUGCUGCAUUCAUCAACCUCCGAGGUGAUGCCGAAACUUACCAGGGACACACUCGGUUUCUGGCAAAAGUCUCUGCUGCUCUCUUUAUUUUCAUUGACGUUAUCGGUGAGAAGGAAAGAGAAUUCCUCACCUCUCUCGCACAGUCACCGGCAAAACUCUUUCUGAUAGUGAACACUUACAUCAGUGAGCAACACAUCACCCCUGAACAGGUAAAGAAACUGUUCAAAGAUCUGAAGUUACCACCUCAACAAUGCAUUGUUCGGACAAAUGUAAACGAGGCCGAACUUGUGGAAGAAAUUCGUUCUCAGAUACAACAAGUGAUUCCCAUGAGUGGCAGGGACCCGAGAUUCCUGAGUCUGGAACAAAUGGGUGACAUUGCGAGAGAAAGGGGGAUUCAGGUCGAUGAACAUCAGCCUGAAAUACAACGGGACAAGGACCUGACCAAAAUACUGGGCAGUCUUGACCCUGCAGACAUCACUGGGUAUAAAAAGAGAGUGCUGCCCUUUCAUGGAGAGCCCUGGCAAGGGCUGUCUAAAGUUGAGAAAGAGAAGUCUCGGAUGAAACUCCGUGGGGACAGAACCACAGAGAAGUAUAACCACAAGCUGGACCAAGACAAGAAAAGAAUCCGGGAAGCUCAGCUCAGACAGAGCCUGUCGGUGGAGAUGGAGAUAUUCAUUGACCACCUCACCUGUCCUGGUGGGGAUGACAGGGCCAUUUUCUUGCAGUGGCUGAAGCUGAUGCUGGACAGUAAAUCAAGGGAAAUCAUGGCAGGAUUGCGCAGGGUUUAUAAAAAACUGAGCAAAGACUCAAUGCAGAAUGUCAAGGAGCUGAAGGACAUGGAUCAGAAGAUGACUGAUAGUUCCCUGGGACUUGAGCACUUCAUGAGGGAACUGGGUCAGGUUUAUGAACUCUCAGUGACACAACACAACAUCAAGCAACAAACACAGAUCCACCCACAUGUGCUUCAGUUACCAGGUGUUGCUGCUGAACUGUUGCUGGAUGGGUUCCCACUGGAGCUCAUUGAUGGAGACGUCUCCAACGUUCCUGUUUCAUGGAUCACUGCUGUACUGGAAGCAGUGGCCGAGAAGGUGGGACGUGCUUCCAGAGUGUUUGUGCUGACAGUGAUUGGAGUUCAGAGCACAGGCAAGUCCACGCUCCUCAAUACAAUGUUCUGUUUGCGGUUUGCUGUGAGCAGCGGCCGAUGUACUCGAGGGGCCUACAUGCAGCUGAUGAAGGUCACAGGGAGCCUGGCGGAGGAGCUGGGCUGUGACUUCAUCCUGGUCAUUGACACGGAGGGGCUGAGAGCUCCAGAACUUGCAACACUAACAGACAGCUACGAACACGACAAUGAGCUGGCAACAUUCGUGGUGGGAUUAAGCAACAUAAUGUUGGUAAACAUAGGCAUGGAAAACAUCGCAGAGAUGAAAGAUAUUUUACAGAUUGUUGUUCAUUCCUUACUCCGCAUGAAACUGACGGGGAAAAGACCAAAGUGUAUAUUUGUCCACCAGAAUGUUGGAGAUGUGAGUGCACAUGAUCAGAAUCUGAGAGGCCGUCAGAAACUACUGGAACAGCUGGAUAAGAUGACAGAGGCUGCAGCAAAACUGGAGAAGGUGGAGGGAGUAACAUUCCAUGAUGUGAUGGACUAUGAUGCUGACAAGGACAACUGGUACAUCCCUGGCCUGUGGCAAGGUACACCCCCAAUGGCUGCCGUCAACACUGGCUACAGUGAACACGUCUUCCAACUGAAGAAAAGUCUCAUUCAAUGUUUACUCAAAGGGAAACCAGACCAAGGAGCUUUCACAAUCCCAGACUUUACCAAAUGGAUGACUGGCCUUUGGGAGCAGGUGAAACAUGAGAAUUUCAUUUUCAGCUUCCAGAACAGUCUGUUUGCAGAGGCUUACAACCACCUCUCUGUGAAGUACAAGGACUGGGAGUGGGAGCUCCGCAAAUUCACACACUCCUGGGGAAACGAGGCUGAAAACAGAGUAAACAAUGCCAAUGGUGACCUCAACCUACUGCUCCAAACACUGGAACGUGAGAUCAGGACGGAGAUUAACAAAAGGGAGGGUGAGACUCUGGAUAAACUAAAAGCUCUGUUUGAAAGUGGGGCUGAUAACGUGCAGCUGAUGGAGAAAUACAGGGAGGAAUUCAAGCUCAGUAUCUCCAGUUUAUGCAGACGGCUUCAGGAUGAUUCAAUGCAGAGAUGUAAGGAUGCCGUGAACAGACGUGUGGGACUGCAGGAAGUGGAUGCUAGUUGGAAUAAAUCUCACAAGAAGAUCGAACAACAAGUCAAGGAGCUUUUAUUAAAGUGUAAAGGGGCAAAUCAGGUGUUGGAUGACAAGGAACUGCAAGCUGCCUUUGGAAAGAUGUGGCAAGACACACUGUCACAGCUGGACUAUCAGCCCUGUAGAGAAAGAAACAUUGAACUGGAGAUUGAAAAUCUUCUCAGAGACAACACAGCAACUCAAGGGAGGGUGAUUAAUGAAAUGCUAAAAAGAAAACCUCUCUGUAAACAGGGAACUCAGUGCUUUCAAAUUGAAGGGAAACACAUCAAUGCAACAUGGAUGAGAUGUGUUAAAACAGGCAGUAUGUCCUCCAAACAAUCAGAUGUUAUUCAGGCAGCAAUGAUAACACAGUCCCUCGAGCUUGAAUGCCAUCAAUGGAUCUGUGACAUCACAAAAAUGGACAUGGAUUAUGACAAUAGAUAUUGUAUUGAACUUUUGAAUAUUAUACAGGACAAAAUUAACAAUAUUUCACACCCAAACUUCACAAUGAGUGAGGAAUUCAGGGCUGAGUUUAAACUUCACCUGUGUGGUUACGCUGUAUCAAGAUUCCAAGAGAUGCAGAUGAGGUUCAUCCAGAAACACGACCCGCGGCAAAGACUGGAAAACAUGAAGGGUCAAUACUAUGAUCUCUUCAUUGAUAUUUACACAGAGCAGGAUGAGAAUCAGAGACAAGCCGAACGGUUUGCACAAUCUUGUUUCUUGCCAGCUCUCAGAGACGCCACCCUCAAGGCUCUCAGUGUGAACAUCGUGGAUGAUAUGAAACAAAAUGACCCUGAGAGCAAGUACAGUCUCCGCAACAACUUCACUGUGGCCCUCCUGGUGCACUUGAAACAAAGGGAUACAUUUGAUAACUAUCACCGGUAUAUCACUGACCUUGAGAAUUUGGCCAAAGACUGGCUCCAUCACCAGGUUAUUGAACACUGCAAGACACAACGUGAUGGAGAGAGCAUGUUUACCCAUCUGGCUAAAGGAAUCCUCACACAGAUCACUGGGAAAGCUAAAGAGAUUGUUGAGGAUGCAGUGAUGCAGAGCUUCGCUGGAAAUGCUCAGAGCUUCCUGGACAUGUUUGUUGAAAAGUUAAAGACUAGGAUCUCAAUGCCCAAAGAUGAAAUGAAACUCGUUAUGUUUCACAGUGACAGUGAUGGCAAGAAAUGGGCAGAAGCAGUUCUGUCAUCUAUUGAAGAGGUGGAGCAGAGACUCCUCAGUGAGGUAACAGUCUGGGAUGUCCAAGCAAAGAUUGAAGAAUUAUCCAUUAAACCCAGGGAUGAGCUGUUCAAAGGGUUAUUCAAUUGUACCAAGAAAUGUCCUUUCUGUGGGGUUUUCUGUGAUUCAGAGACCGUAGUACACUCACAGCACUCUUGUAAGCAGCACAGACCUAAAGGACUCAAUAGCUAUCGCUUCAUAGAAAGUAAACAUCUUAUAACUGACGUCUGCACAGCUUCAGUCGCAGGUAACGGAUCGUUUAAAAAUAACGACACAAAUUGGGAAUUGAAACCCUACAAGGAUUACCAAACUGUCAAUGAUUACUACAAAUCCUGGAUCAUCCAACGGGAAAUUUCCGCACAGGCAGCAUCCUAUUGGAAGAAGGUUUUCUACACUUUCAAUAAGCAGUUUGCUGAAAAAUAUGGAGUAAAAUCUGCAGAGAUCGAUGAAGCCUGGAACAUUGACUGGGAUGUGGUGAGGGGAGAUCUGAAUAAGACGUAUAACACAAACAUCCAGUCUUGGUGAGGUGCCUCUACAUGACAUCACUCAGUUAGACGUAGAAAUAGUCUGCUUCCCUAUAAAGGAAAUGGCAGAGAAAAUCACUCAACAUUAAAAUUCUAAUCUGAUUAUAAAUCAUAAAACAAUUAGCAGAGCAUAGAGUUUCAACCAGUUGCUUAUUAAAAUUGCUUUUUCAGAAAUAACCAAAACGGUUGAGGGCAAAGCUGCAGACUUUGUCUGUAUGGACGUCAGGAAACCUUUGAUAAGAUUCUGCAUAGUGGCUGCUCAAGAAGGUUAGAUUGCAUGGAUCCAGGGAGAGCCAGCUGACUGGACAGAGAAUUGGCUUCAUGGAAGGAAGCAGAGGUGGUGGUGGAAUGUUGUUUUAUGGACCAGCGGCCUGUGACUAGUGAUGUGCCCCAGAGAUCUAUGCUAUUUGUGGUUUACAAGAACAUAGAACAGGACAACACAGGAACGGGCCCUUCAGCCCACAAUGUUUAUGCCAAACAUGGAACCUAGCUACACUGAUUUCAUCUGGCUCCAUAAUCCUCCAUUCCCUGCAAAUCCUUGUGCCUAUUUAACUGCUUCUUAAACAUCACUAUCGUAUCUGCCUCCACCAGCACCCCUGGCAAUAUGUUCCAGCUACUCACCACCCUCUGUGUAAAAAUAACUUGCCCCACAUCUCUAUUAUAUUUCCCCCUGUUGCCUUGUAGCUAUGCCCUCUGAGGUUGUACAUUUCCACAUAGACAUAGACAAUAAGUGCAGGUGUAGGCCAUUCAGCCCUUUGAGCCAGCACCGGUAUUCAAUGUGAUCAAUAUGAUUCUGACUGUCUACCCUAUCUAUGCCUCUCAUAAUUUUAUAUACACCCCUUCAACCUCCAAAAUUGCAGAGAAAACAACUGUAUAUUAAUGAUUUGGAUAAGAGGAUUGAAAGCUUUGUCGCCAAGUUUAUAGAUGAUGCUAAGAUAGGUGGAGCCCGGCAGUGUAGAGGAAGCAAGGACUCUGCAGAAGGACUUGGACAGGUUAGGAGAGUGGACACAGAAGUGGCAGAUGGAAUAUAGGGUAGCAAAGUGCGGAGCCAUGCAUUUUGGUAAUAAUAAAGGUGUGGAUUAUUUUCUAAAUAGACAAUAGGUGCAGGAGUAGGCCAUUUGGCUCUUCGAACCAGCACCGCCAUUCAAUGUGAUCAUGGCUGAUCAUCCCUAAUCAGUACCCCGUUCCUGCCUUCUCCCCAUAUCCCCUGACUCCGCUAUUUUUAAGAGCCCUAUCUAGCUCUCUCUUGAAAGCAUCCAGUGAACCUGCCUCCACCGCCCUCUGAGGCAGAGAAUUCCACAGACUCACCGCUGUCUGUGAGAAAAAGUGUUUUCUCGUCUCCGUUCUAAAUGGCUUACUCCUUAUUCUUAAACUGUGGCCCCUGGUUCUGGACUCCCCCAACAUCGGGAACAUGUUUCCUGCCUCUAGCGUGUCCAAGCCUUUAACAAUAUUUGUUUAACAAUAUGUCAAAAUUAAGAAUAAAGAGACAGAAUAAUCUGGUUAGAAUAAAGUCACCAGAGGCAAUUACAGCUUUUAAGACAGAACUCUUGAAUUGGCAAGAAGUUUCAGAUGAUAUUAAUGAAUCAUAUGAAACAUUUUUAGAGACAUUCUUGACAAUUUAUGACCGACAUUGUCCAUUGAAAGAGUAGACACAAUUCCAAAAAGAGGGUGAUACUAUAGUUAACAAACGGUUUGGAAAAAGCUUGUAAAAAGAAAAAUAGGCUUCAUCGGGAAUUUAUUAAAUAUUGAACAAAGGAAAAAGACAAAAGUACAAAAAAUAUAAUAACAGACUGACAUUAAUUAUGAGAUCACAAAAAAAAGAUUAUUAUAAUCAAAUGUUGCAAAAACAUAAAAAAUAAUAUUAAGGCUAUUUGGAGUGUACUUAAUGAUAUAAUUAAAAAUAGUAGUAAAAUGGAUUUUCCAACAUAUUUUGUGACAAAUGAUAAUUCAAUUAUGAAAAUACAGAGGACAUUGCUAAUGAGUUGUAUCGAUUUUGUUGUUAAUGUAGGCCCAAAAUUUGGCAAAGGACAUUAACCUUCCUGGAGAUGAAAACAUACAUUUUGAUGUUAACAACAGCAAUUAAAUGUUCCUUGUUGGAGUUUUUGAGGGUGAUGUGUUAGAAGUAGUCAGAAAGUUUAAGGAUAAAAAAUCAACUGAUGGUAACACCAUUGAUAGGUCACAUAAAAAAAGUAAUUGAUUGUGUCCUCGAGCCCUUUACCUAUAUCUAUAUU